Hypanus sabinus (Atlantic stingray) is the source of this 4527-nucleotide messenger RNA. It is a transcript of the gene ptbp3, whose product is annotated as polypyrimidine tract binding protein 3. Bases 177 to 1952 code for a protein of 591 amino acids. NCBI's taxonomy places the organism in Eukaryota, Metazoa, Chordata, Chondrichthyes, Myliobatiformes, Dasyatidae. Gene Ontology annotation, molecular function: mRNA binding. Gene Ontology annotation, cellular component: nucleus. Gene Ontology annotation, biological process: regulation of RNA splicing; mRNA processing. The record is from RefSeq and is a predicted model, not a curated record. The transcript is spliced from 16 exons.
GCCUCGCUCCCUUCGGUAUUACUCACGGCGGGAAGUUGCCGCUGCCGUCUUCUCUUCGGACAUCACCGCGUGUUUGAGGGCUCAGCUCGCGGCAGCCCCCUUCCCCUUCCCCACCAACGGCCGCCGGCGCUGCUCCUUCUCGCUGUGGAUCUGAGCAUAAGGCGGGCGUGUGUGCGAUGGACGGCAUUGUCACCGAUCUUAUAGCAGUCGGUUUAAAGAGAGGAUCUGACGAGCUGCUUUCUGCUGGUAUUGUUAACGGCCCCUCUACCAUGAGCAAUUCUACUUUGGCUGCAGCUAAUGGAAACAACACAAAAAAGUUUAAAGGAGACGGAUCUCCCAAUCCUCCUUCUCGUGUUCUUCAUAUUCGUAAAAUUCCAAAUGAUGUUUCAGAAACAGAGGUCCUUUCAUUAGGUAUACCAUUUGGCAAAGUCACUAAUCUGUUGAUGCUGAAAAGCAAAAGUCAGGCUUUCCUUGAAAUGGCUUCAGAAGAAGCAGCCGUUACUAUGGUGAACUAUUACACUACAGUCACUCCACACCUCCGCAAUCAGCCCAUAUACAUCCAGUAUUCCAACCACCGGGAAUUGAAGACGGACAACUUGCCCAACCAAGCUCGCACCCAAGCUGCUCUGCAAGCAUUAAAUGCAGUGCAUACCAGUAAUAUGUCAAUGGCGGGCAGCACAGUUAAUGACGGGGCACUGCUUGCAGGCCAAAGUUCUGUCUUGCGCAUCAUUGUGGAGAAUCUCUUUUAUCCUGUUACUCUGGAAGUCUUGCAUCAGAUCUUUACAAAGUAUGGAACUGUGCUGAAAAUAAUCACUUUCACAAAGAAUAAUCAAUUCCAGGCACUCCUACAGUAUGCUGAUCCAAUGCAUGCACAUCAUGCUAAGCUGUCGUUAGAUGGGCAAAAUAUCUACAAUGCCUGCUGUACUUUGCGUAUCGAAUUCUCAAAAUUGACCAGCCUUAACGUUAAAUACAACAAUGACAAAAGCAGAGACUUUACACGCCUUGAUCUUCCUUCCGGCGACGGCCAGCCCACUGUUGACCCUCCUGUGGCCGCCGCUUUUGGUAAGGAAACUUCACUUCUAGGAAAUAAUUGUAUGUCCUACCUGAUCAGACCUUUCUCUGAAUAUGAACUGAAUUGGCUGAAGAAAGGGAGUGGGAGUGAAUGGCAACAACACUCAAUCUGGAGUGCACCAGGUAUCAUCUCCAGUCCUUAUGGUGCUGGUGGAUUUGGGCCUGCUGUUGGCUUCCCUCAAGCUGCAGGCCUUUCUAUGCAAGGAAUCCCAGGAGGACUUGGACAUCUUGGCCUUCCACAAGCUGCAGUAGGAGGUCGUCUAGCAAUGCAUGGAAUGGGCCCAGCAGUAAAUUCAGUCUUACUGGUCAGCAACCUAAAUCCUGAGAAGGUUUCACCUCACUGGCUGUUCAUUCUCUUUGGAGUUUAUGGUGAUGUGCAUCGUGUGAAGAUACUGUUCAAUAAAAAAGAAAAUGCCUUAAUACAGAUGGCAGAUGCAAACCAAGCUCAGCUAGCCAUGAGCCAUCUUAAUGGCCAGAAAGUGCAUGGCCGAGUUUUGCGUGUGACAUUGUCAAAGCACCAGAUGGUCCAGCUUCCUAGGGAAGGACAAGAAGAUCAGGGUCUGACAAAGGAUUACAGCAAUUCUCCACUUCAUCGCUUCAAGAAACCAGGGUCUAAGAACUUUCAGAAUAUUUUCCCUCCAUCAUCCACCCUACAUCUCUCAAACAUUCCACCUUCAAUCACAGAUGAGGACCUGAAGAACCUUUUUGAAAGUGCUGGAUUCUCAGUGAAAGCCUUCAAGUUUUUUCUGAAAGACCGUAAGAUGGCCCUUAUCCAGUUAGACAGUCUUGAAGAAGCAAUCCAGGCCCUCAUUGACCUUCAUAAUCAUGACCUUGGAGAAAAUCACCAUCUCAGAGUGUCCUUUUCUAAAUCCACAAUUUAAUAAUUCUUUUCACUAUAGACUGGGGACCACACAGGUGGUAAGAUAGCAUUCAGACAGAGACUGAAAACCAAUGACCAACCAUGCCUGCAAGAGAUGUUUAGAUUAAUGAUUUAAGUGGGACACAAAAAGUGGAGUUUCUCAUCUUGAGUGACUUUCCUUUUAUCUAUCUGUUGACUUCAAUUUAUACCAGUUUUCUUUAAUUUUUUUCCAUAAGUGCAGGUUUGUUGCAAGCAAUCAGCAGCCAUACAUGUUUAUUCACCUGUUAGUGGCUGGUUUAGUGAUUGAGAAUUUUUUUUCCAGAAGUUUACAAUCUUGGGAAAGGGGAAAAAAUCAGGUUUGAUCUACAUGAUUGUCACACUUUAAAAACAAAUAUUUUAGUAAUUUUCUUGGCAGGGGGAGAUUAAACAUCAUGGGUUUUCAUACCACUGAAGUUAUGAAAAAAUCAAUUAUUUACUGUGUACUUGUUUAAUUAUCAUGUGCCUUAUUAUCCGUUUACCAAUUAGAUUAGAAGCUUUUUUCUGCAUUUUCUUCAGUAUAUUAUGGAUUCUUUUAAAAGGGACCUUUUGUCAUUGUAGUUUUAGGUAAUUUUCUUUACACAUUUGGCGAUGUUGGAAAAUCUGCUACAUGCUUAGAUUUGAAUUACAAUUUAGUACACAGAUGGGAAUAACAAAUUUUCUUCCUCAUCAGGCAGACUGCUGAUCCAUGUUGUUUCCAUCCCAGUCAAGGGCUGCAGAUGUGCUACAACAAAGCUUCUGCAGGAGGCAUAAUUGAAUAAGUUUAACCAGUUGAAAAUGCCUGAAUAUUUUUUUUUGCUUUCCUUUCCCUUGAUCUACAAGAUGCAAAUAGCUUCAUUAUCUUAUCUGUGUGCUAAACUUUUUUAUGAUAUCUUUGAAUAUUUCAUUUAUUUCGAACUGUAGCUGUUAAGUUUAAGAAUGUUAAAUGUUGGCUUUUGUUUUGAGGGAAUUUUUGGCUUUUGAAUGUUUCAGUGUAGGUACUUUAAGUCCUCUCUGAACAUGUGUUUUUUUUAAUGUGAUUUUGUUAGACUCUAGCUAAAUAUCCAGCAAUUUGCAUUAGGCUUUUGUUUUAUUGAAUGAUCGCUGGACUAACUGCAAGUCUAGAAAACAUCUUUAACUCUUCCAUUCUGAAAGAAUACUUCAGAGCUACACAGACAUUGCAAAGCUGCAACUAAACCAUGGUUAGAACUAUUGAUUUAUUAAAUACAAGACUUUUUAGUCCCAUUCAAGUGGAAUUCUGAAGGAGUACACACUUGACAGAAAAGAAGAAAAUAGUGAAUGAUUCACUAAAAUAGGGAAUACAAGCUUUUAUUUCAGGGUUUCAGAGAGAAAAAAGGACCAAAGUUUAUGUGCCUUCAAUAGUCAGUUUAUUUUCUGUUCCCUCCCAUUUAACUUUUUGUCUUUAAAGCUAAAAUAGAAAUGUGAAUGUAGUUUCAAAUAUAAAAGGAGGCAGAAUGAGAGAAAUAGAAUAAUUUGUUUUUCCUUUGCAAAGAGGUGUUUAGUUUGCACCAGGCUUGAAAGAGAGAACACUAAAGGUCACUAACUUGUACUAAAUUGGAUUUUUUUCAGCACUGUCAUGCUGAGCAUUGAACCACUUCAUAAAAGAAGUGUCUUAAAAGAAUUUUCCAGAAUUGCAUAGUAAUUUCUUCACCAACAAAUUUGGUGCCCUGAGCCAGAAAUCUACCAAAGUUGCAAUUCUGUUUUCACCAUUCCCUACUUCAGUCUAAAGGGUGCUGCAUUAUGCCUUUGUUCUUAAAUACUGAACAAUAGUGUAGCAUUCAUAACAGUGAAAGACUUGUACUCUGUGCUGAAUUAAUUAACAUGGGCUCAUCCUCAAUGUGAGUUGCACCAUUGUCUAAGUGCUGGUGAAAUUUCCAUUAAGAGAGUUAAUAGACUGACACAGUGAGGUGUCACCUUCUCUUCUUCCCCCCCCCCCCCCCCCCAUUUAAAAACUUACCAUUGUAUGACACAGAAUAGGGAGAUAUAUGCAGUUGGUAUCCCAGAUUUGUGAUGUACUCUAGGUCAAUAUCAGACAUGUAAAUGCAUACAUUCAGUCAUGGGGGUUUUUUCAGCACCCUGUAUGACUAGGUUUGAGACCUGCAGUUUUGUUUGUAGAAUGUCAUUGGAAUGCUUCUACCUGAGUAGUUGAAAAAAGGUUGAAGCAUUUUCUGUGAAAUAUUUAAACUCUUUCAAGCUGCUUCCCUUAUGACAUUCAGUCAUCAGCAGGUAUAUAGGCUUUCCUCCCUGUUCCUUCAUGUACUUGAUCUGUUCUUAAAAUUCCUGCCUUUUUGAGUUUGUAAGAAUGUUCAGCAGACAAAGUGAAAAUGCUGUAAAUAUUUAAACAACUUUUUUUUAAAUGAGGUUUUUGGGAACAAGUAAAAGUACAAACUGGUUUUUAUAUGAAAACAUUGAUUGUCUUGUAUAUUUUGAUAAGCAACAGUACCAGGUUUCAUUUGUAAAGCAGUUUGUGUCAAAAGUGGAAGAAACAAAAUGGAUUCCAUUUCUGUUGAGAUUUGUUUUUAAUGCACAGAUAAUGAAAUAUUAAAAAUAAUAUUUUCUAA